GCUGUAUGCAGAUGUCAAUUCUGAGUUUGCGCGUAAAUCACCGGUGUGAAGCUCUGGGACUUUUAUAUUGAAAUCAAUAAAUUUAUUUUAGUGGAAACGUAAUAGAAUUAAACCGAAUAUUUAUGAUAAAUGUGAUAAAUGAAAUGCAGCGGGACAUAACUUCCUUUUUCAAGCGUGCUACGCCUGCAAAAAAGGUCGAAACUGCCAACGACGAUGAGGAAAUGCAAAAAAGUAAACUUAAAAAACGAACCGCUCGAGUAAUAUCCAGUGACGAAGAUGAGGUUCCAGAAAGCCCAAAGGCGCCUACAAAAACGCCUGCCAGCAAAAAGAAGCGCGUUGAAGAGAAGUUGCCGCGUGAAAGAAAAACUCACGUCAAUAAGAAACCAUCACUUUCAAAAUUGAAAAACCAAUCUCCUAAAAAGCUAAAGCCAAUCGACCCCAAUUCAGUUUUUGGAGGGGAAACUCUUCGUGUAGAGGCUAAAAAGCUGCCACCUCCAAAAAUAGCAGCUGUCAUUGAAUUGGAUGAUGAGGAAAUCGAUAAGAGUCUAAUGGAAGUUGAUCUAGAAGUAAGUGCGCAAGUCGAAAAAAAUACAAACGGAAGGCGAGAAGAUCGGCGUUCAAAGUCAAAAACACCGCGCAAAAGUCCAUCGAGGGCAAAACACACACCUAAAAAAGAGGAAAAACGGGAAAAGAAUAUCGAUAAAACAAAAGAGCCCAAAAAAGAAAAGGAGCAUAUAGAUGAUAAGCCGAAGAAAUUAGAAGCCACGCCUAAAACUGAAAAUAAAAAGGAUAAGAGCACGCCGAAGGCUAAGAAACAACUCUCGGAAGACCUGGAAAGCAGUGUGUUGUCCGAUGAGGAGCGUCAUGAACGUAAACGCUUAUCAGCCAUACUCUACCAGAAAUAUAAAAAUCGAGCAAGUGUUAUAAAUCCUGGAUCAAAGGAGGUUCCAAAGGGUAAACCGAAUUGCUUAGCGGGACUAACAUUUUUAGUCACUGGGGUAUUAGAAUCUCUGGAACGAGACGAGGCCGCGUCAAUAAUAAAGGAACUUGGAGGAAAAAUGAGUACCACUGUAGGAAAAAGGCUUAACUAUUUAAUUGUCGGAGAGGAAGCUGGGCCCAAAAAGCUUGUGCAGGCAGAAGAGUUUGGUGUGAAUGUGAUAAGUGAGGAUGGACUGUUCAACUUGAUUCGAGAAAAGUCAGGUGAUGUUUCAGACAAAGAAACGAAAAAUGACAUUAGUCCGGAUAACAUAAAAGUAGAAUCAACAGAUUUAAAAAAUCCUAAUAAACAAAAACUCAAAGUCCAAGAAGAAUUGAAGCCAACGCCUCCUGAAAAAAAUCGAAAACCGAAAAAAUCGCCCAAAGUGGAGAAUGUUAUGAAAAUAGAAAAAAAAGAACAUAAUCAAGAAACUGAAUGUAAUGUCCAAUUCAAACAGAAAGUAGAUGACGCAAAUCUUCAGUGGGUAGAUAAAUAUAAACCAACUAGUGUAAAAGAAAUCGUUGGUCAAUUCGGACCGACGAGCAAUGUGUCCAAGUUGACUAAUUGGCUCUCGAAGUGGUACAUUAACCAUGAUGGCAAAAAGAAACUACAGAAACCUAAUCCAUGGGCCAAAAAUGACGAUGGUAGUUUUUAUAAAGCAGCAUUGUUAUCAGGUCCACCAGGUAUUGGCAAGACAACCACAGCUAUCCUAGUCUGCAAGGAAUUAGGCUUUGACACCGUUGAAUUCAAUGCGUCGGAUACGCGUAGCAAGCGUCUUCUAAAGGAGGAAGUAGCAGAGCUACUCUCAAACAAAUCCCUUUACGGUUAUUUUCAUGGUCAAGGCAAAGAGGUUACAAAAAAGCAUGUACUUAUUAUGGACGAAGUUGAUGGCAUGGCGGGCAAUGAAGACCGCGGGGGCAUACAGGAACUAAUUGCACUUAUAAAAGAUUCCUCCGUGCCGAUAAUUUGCAUGUGUAAUGAUCGCAACCAUCAAAAAAUGCGGUCCUUAGUUAACUAUUGCUACGAUCUGCGUUUCAGCAAGCCACGAACUCAACAAAUUAAGGGACGUAUUUUGAGUAUUUGUUGUAGGGAGGGUUUCGAAAUUGAUCCCGAUAAAGUAAAUGAAAUAAUAGAAGCAACUAAUAAUGAUAUACGCCAAUCUAUAAAUCAUAUUUCGUUGUUAAGCGCUGGAAAGAAUUUACCAUCUAACAGUACUAAAAGUGCAUGCAAAACCGCAGAGAAAGAUUUGAAAAUGGGUCCUUGGGAGGUGGUGCGCAAAGUAUUCUCCGCCGAAGAACAUAAACAUAUGACACUUAACGACAAAUGCGACUUGUUUUUCCAAGAUUACAGCUUGGGACCAUUGUUCGUGCAGCAGAAUUACUUACAGGUGUCCCCCGUAGGUUCCAAGUCUGAGGUACCUGCUAAGGUUGCUCUUACUGCAGACGCCUUAAGUUUGGGUGACUUAGUGGAUAAACGAAUACGCUCCGAUUCUGCUUGGUCGCUGCUGCCAACACAGGCCGUGUUUAGUUCAGUAAUGCCAGGAGAGUAUAUGAGUGGCCACUUCACGGGACAAAUAAAUUUCCCUGGUUGGUUAGGUAAAUAUUCGCGAACCAAUAAGCGAAAUCGUUUGGCUCAAGAGAUUCACGAUCACACCCGAUUACGUACUUCUGCCUCACGUCAGUCCAUUCGACUUGACUACGCCCCUUUCCUUCUGGCGAAAAUUGUGCGCCCUUUAAAAGAUAAGGGAAUGGAAGGCGUUAAAGAUUCACUGGAUGUUCUAAAAGAAUAUCAUCUCUUACGCGAAGAUAUCGACUCUUUGAUCGAACUUACUGCAUGGCCUGGCAAGAAGGGUUUAAUGGACGCGGUAGACGGCCGUGUGAAGGCAGCUCUAACACGCGCAUAUAAUAAAGAGGUUUUAGCAUAUUCGUAUUCAGUGACUGCAGGUGUAAAGAAAAAGAAAGCUGAAGCAAGCGAAGAAAAUGAGUUGUAUACUAUUGAGGGUGAAGAGGAAGGUAAUGCGGCAGCCUCAGAUGAAGAAGAUGAUAAAAUAGAAAAUGAUGGUUUGAUUAAGGCGAAGAAAAGCAGUGCAACUGCAUCAUCUUCGAAAGCAAAGGCUGGCACAUCAAAGGGCAAAACUGGAAGCAGUGCUGCUAGUAAGAAAACAACAAGCAAAGCAUCAUCUACUAAGGCAAGGAAAUAAUAUAGGGAUAUUUUUGUCGGUAAAUCAUUUUUGGUUAUUAUUUGGAAUUAUAUGUAUGUAUAUAAUAGCUUCUAUCUGUUGUACUUGUUUGCUGCAUCUAUUUCAAUAUAUAUUUUUUCUAUAAACUA
Rhagoletis zephyria (snowberry fruit fly) is the source of this 3304-nucleotide messenger RNA. It is a transcript of the gene Gnf1, whose product is annotated as germ line transcription factor 1. Gene Ontology annotation, molecular function: DNA clamp loader activity; DNA binding; ATP hydrolysis activity. Gene Ontology annotation, biological process: DNA replication; DNA repair. Gene Ontology annotation, cellular component: DNA replication factor C complex; nucleus. The record is from RefSeq and is a predicted model, not a curated record. NCBI's taxonomy places the organism in Eukaryota, Metazoa, Arthropoda, Insecta, Diptera, Tephritidae.